Molecule: messenger RNA, 1464 nt
Organism: Necator americanus (New World hookworm)
Lineage: Eukaryota; Metazoa; Nematoda; Chromadorea; Rhabditida; Ancylostomatidae
Exons: 15
Coding region: 1-1464 (487 amino acids)
Biological process (GO): nervous system process; regulation of membrane potential; chemical synaptic transmission
Cellular component (GO): plasma membrane; synapse; neuron projection
Molecular function (GO): acetylcholine-gated monoatomic cation-selective channel activity; transmembrane signaling receptor activity
Source: RefSeq, a predicted model, not a curated record
AUGAUGCACCUACAAACAUUUCUUGCAACCAUUUUGGGCAUCCGAGCAGUAAAAGUGCUCGCCUCUGAUGAUGAGGAGCGCUUGAUGAUGGAUGUAUUUCGAGGAUAUAAUAAUCUAAUUCAGCCUGUGAAGAAUAUCAGCGACACUCCGAUCAUAGUCAAAAUUGCGUUACAGCUGGUACUGCUUAUUAAUGUGGACGAGAAAGAUCAAGUGAUGCAUACAAACGUAUGGUUAACAUUGAAAUGGCACGAUUUCCAAAUGCGAUGGGACCCGGUGAACUACGGUGAAAUCAAUCAGAUUCGAGUCUCGCCGGAUAAAGUCUGUGCCGACGGCAAUUAUGAAGUGUCAUUCAUGUGCAAUGUUGUUAUAAACAAUCUUGGAGACAUGCUAUGGGUACCACCAGCCAUUUACAAAAGCUCCUGUAUUAUUGACGUAGAAUUCUUUCCUUUCGAUGAACAAGUGUGCACACUGGUGUUUGGAUCGUGGACGUACAAUGAGAGUGAGAUUAAACUUGAAUUUGAACAAGCUGAAUGGGUUGAUCUGUCGGAGUAUUCAGCAUCUUCUAUAUGGGAUGUUAUGGAUGCACCGGCAUCACUAGUAAAUAAACGUAGUCGAAUCGAAUUUCAAGUGAGAAUACGAAGAAAAACUUUAUUCUACACAGUCGUGCUAAUUAUACCUACAGUACUUAUGGCAUUUUUAAGCAUGGCCGUUUUCUUCUUGCCAACUGAUUCAGGUGAAAAGAUGACUUUAACUAUUUCCGUACUAUUGUCAAUUGUUGUAUUUCUAUUGCUUGUCUCAAAAAUUCUACCACCUACAUCCAGCACUAUUCCACUUAUGGCAAAAUAUCUCCUCCUCACGUUUGUACUUAACGUGAUCACCAUUUUGGUUACCGUAAUCAUCAUCAACGUCUACUUUCGUGGUCCAACCACACAUCGCAUGCCAGCAUGGGUUCGACAAGUGUUCCUGGAGUGGAUGCCACAUGCAAUGUGCAUGCAACGUCCGAAAUCUUCGAGGAAAACCACGCUUAGUCGGAGUCCGGAAAUAACACGACUCCCUGGAGUGGGUCAAUUCAUAUUCAAUCCAGCUGCGCAUCAUCCAUUCUGCCCAAGUGCUGAUGAGAAGACCGUGUCGGAAAAAACGUUGAACUCUAACUCGGAUUUGAUGUGUCAUCCUGCCACUUCCUGUUUCUACCCACUUUCUCAGGAUGCUAUUCGAGCAAUAGAUGCUAUUGAAUACAUCACGGACCACUUGCGGCAAGACGAGGAGUACAAAAUGUAUCGAGACGAUUGGAAAUAUGUGGCGAUGAUUAUCGAUCGAUUGCUACUGUACGUCUUCUUUGGUAUCACCAUCGGUGGCACAUGUGGAAUACUCUUCAGCGCACCUUACGUAUUUCAAGUGGUAAAUCAACGUGAAGUGCUCGAUAAACUAAUCAAUUUAUAUAAAACUGGUGGAAGUCGCGAUUAA